Messenger RNA from Toxoplasma gondii ME49, 4566 nucleotides. RefSeq lists its product as hypothetical. The coding region runs from base 1 to 4566 and encodes 1521 amino acids. The record is from RefSeq and is a predicted model, not a curated record. The transcript has 17 exons. NCBI's taxonomy places the organism in Eukaryota, Apicomplexa, Conoidasida, Eucoccidiorida, Sarcocystidae.
AUGGCGCGACUGGGGGGUCUUGCGCUCGCACGCGCCGCUCCUCCCAGGCCUGUUCUGUGCCGUCAUGUGCUUAGCCUGUUGACUCUGGCGCUGCUGAGUACUGGCAGCGCUGAGCCGGUGCUGGCUCUGAAGAUCUCGUCUAGCAGGUUCAGGAGGUCCUCCGAGCCAGUGAAAACUUUAACAGGAGCCACUCCUGACGGAGACUUUGAUGCACCGCAGCCCGGCCGGCACCGCGUCCCGCCGUCACACGGCGUCGAGACAGCAAGACUUGGUGGAAGCAGAGGCGUGAGAGAAAAUCUUGAGGAGUCCGUAAGAGAAGAAGAAUCGAGGGAAAAUGGCAGUGAUGAGGGCCUGGAGCCACAAAUCAGUGAGGAGUACUUCAGGCAGCAGGCAGACCUUCUUCUGAGGUGCGAGGACACAGGCACGACGUUUCCCCUUCAUUCCGCCGCCGACGCCCAGACACUGGAAACUAUCCAGGGUCAAGUGAAGGCAAGAGAGGAGGAAGGAAACGGAGAGAGCAUGUCAACCCCAGCCCUGACACAUUUAGCGACGGCGUACUACGAGGAAGUCGCUGCUCAACUACGGCGUCACAAGAGGGAAUCGAUCAUGCACAAAUGGGAAGCUGGUACGUCGAAGGGUGACGAAGUCCAACAGUAUGUAGAGGAAUCCGAACUCUGCUGGAAACUUCAUCCGGCGUUACCCUCGCCGCCGAAGACACUCAUUGCCAAGGGGCUUGCUCGCAUGUGGCAUCGGCUCGGCAACGCGUUCAAGGGUGCUUUCCGGGGGGUUAAACUGGCUCACACGAAAAUCAGAAACUGGUUCCAGAAACGACUGAAGCGUAAAGGGAGUGGAUCGAAGAAUGCUUCCAAGGUCAUGGAGUUCCUGAAGCGCUUAGGGGCUGUGGUGCAACAGAAGGUCGUCAUUCUUGCGAAAAAAAUCAUCAUGCAAAUCGUGCGGUACCUGCCCACGAUUCUUCUCGCCGUCAAUGUCUUCUUCGUAGCGACUUCAAGUGUAGCUGUCGCCGCGUCCCCUGCCGCGCCGCUGGCCAUUCUGUCAUUGGUUGCGAGCAUCAUUGGAUUGCUUUCCUUCUCCAUCUCGAAAGGAGCCGAGCUUGAACGGCGGGCUUUCACCCAGGACUUUUCUUCUCGUCUUGAUAGUGACCACUUCCAGACUUUUGGGCUCGUCUGGGCAAAACUGCGGGCUGAAGAGGCUGUCCAAGUCGACACCACAGCCGCUGCUCUGACGCCUGAAACGCAUGGCGUGAAGACCGACAGAGGCGAAGCUAGCCGAGACAGUCGCACCACGGAUCCAAGUGACCACCAAGGAUCGUGGACAGACAUCAACGAAGCCUUCGUCGGCGCUCGAGAGAUGGCAGACGGCCAGACUGUGGUGGCCGCAAAUAUCGACGCCGACGCACAAUGGGCAACGGCAGCCAGCGUCCCUGCUGGGGAGCCCGGCGCGGUGCCCCCCUCUCAGGCGGCCCUGGAGGAAGUUCGGCGGAAAAUGAAGAAUAAUCUGACACGACAGAGGGCACCCGAAGUGUUUCAGACCGGCGUGAACGAAGUGAAGGCGACCUGGCGCGAGAAAAGGUUUGCGGGACUCGGAAGAAUCUUGUUGACCUCGCUUCGGACCUUUUUCGACCUGUUCAAUUUCGCCGUCUCACGACUUCUGCGCCUCUUUGGCAGUGCGUGGUUUUUUUUUGUGGACGUCGCACUCCGCAAAGCCAUCGCGUUCUUCCGCAUGCUUCAGACAUUCCAAGCAGUAGCAGCCUUCUUCGAGAAAUUCCAAAGCGUCCUGCGGUGGCUCUUCGGACGGGGUCGUUUCUUCUACGACUUUGUCGAACCCUAUCGGAACAUUCUCUCAUUCACAUUAACGAACCGUGUUCCAAUGUCGCAGCUCGCAAACGGGACGCUGAUGGUAUCGUCGUCCAGCGGACUCGUUUUCAUGGGUACUUUCCUUUGGGCAAUUUCCAAACCUCUGUGGUCUUGGUACCUCACAAUGCAGGGGAUGGUGGACGCCGACCUCCUCGAACGAGUGCGGAGACAGCUUUCUGAAGAUGCCGUCGCCUACAAAAGUUUUCUUCUAGGUUCAGAGGCGCUUCGGCCCAAAGAAGGAGGCGACGCCCCGUUCGUCUUCGCAAACGUUUCGGAGACAAAACUCGUCGAAAUCGUCUUCAUAAUGAACUUCCUCGACAUGUACAAAGUUCCCAAUUUGCCAGAUGCGAGCGUGCUGGCCAACACGUCCCCGAGCCAAAGCUUUCUUCUGUUCCAGCGCAUUCGCACUCUUGAUGAAUUCCGCGGCCAGCUGAGCCCUGUAAACAGGGCUCUUUUUGAGGAGACAUUCUCUGCCUUGAAAACGUGGGACUCGACAAAGAGCUUACACAUCGCCCACACCCUGCUCACAAGGAACAUCCAACACUGUGCCCUGCAAUACGGAGAAGAAACCUUCAGAAAUGAAAUUCAAACGCACUACCGCGAAAUGGCGACCAAGAAGAGGCUCAACCCUAAGGAGUUUUCGUGGUUUGUCAGCCUCACAACCAACAAGCGACAAGCAUUCUCGAGUAAAGUCUUCGAUGCAAUCAGAAUGUACCCAAACUCCGUUUCAAAUCCUAUCCACCUCAGGCGAACCGUUAAGAAAGCCUUAGCAGCAGUAACGAAACGCCCGAUAACUGACAAGAUGGCUACUUGGGCAGGAGCCCUCGUCCACCACGCGGCGGUUACCGCCAUGGGGAAGGAAGUCAUUCUUCAGCUGUACAAGGACGAGUACCAGGUCGUAGACAGAGCCAGCAUCCGUGUAAGUAACGUUCCAGUUGAUCUGCACCCGUACACGGAGGAGCUCGAGGCCACUUUGGGAGAGCUCUUCGUGUUCAAUCCUUCAGAACAGGGGCAAGCAGACCAAGAUUCAGAAGCUGCUCGCGAAAGAGUCGAAAAAUUCUUCUUGUCCGAGGAUCCUACUGGACUGACUUCCGUGGGAACCAUCCUGGGUGACCGUGGCCAACCGAGGAGCGUCAACUGCGCUCGUGUCCAACCCGCCGUCCUCGCGUUUGCUGAUAUCAGGGAAGCAGCUGUAAUGUACAGAUCGGAUGUGCACGAAUGCAACCAUGCUGCUACGGCGUAUUUUCUUAAGAAGCAGGUUGACAAGCAAUUCAUGGCCGAUGUCCGACGCGGGCUAUUCAACAGGAAACCAACCAGCUGCGCUCCUCUGCGCACUUCUGCUCUCGAGGCCCUCGAUAUUUUAGCUGACCAGUUGGCGAUGGCAGAGACGCAUGAGUUGCCCAACAUCGCACUACAGGCACUAGAGCUUAUCAUAGAACAGCACCCGGUCGUCGCUAGCACUUACUACAGAUACGUCACUCAAGUUGUACCGGAGGCGGAGAGACGGACUACGGAAGGAGUGUUCAAGCUUAUUCAGACGCUUCGCAAUUUUGUGCGGGAACACGAGCUUUCCCGCGUCACAGCUGCCUUCCUCAGGCAAGCGAGCAAGGCACAUUUUCGGACGAAUGUCCGAAGCACGAUGGAUGCUCCGCUGCUGGCGCGCGUUCACAAGAUAGUCUCCAAAUACAGAACCUUUUCAACUACAGCCGUCGAGGAGUAUGUUUACGAGCGGCUCGGAGGCAUGGCUAUCGACUUGAAAGAAGAUGCAGAAAAGGCUAUGUGGCAGGGAGUGAGAAUCCACUUCGCCAGGGACUUCACAGAGACGAUGCAAUCAUUCAAAGACUCUAAAGAACGAGUCGUGAUAGGAAUGCCUUUCAGGCAGAAUGAAGUGCGUUUUCAAUCCUUUCCGAGGACGAUCGGAACUAUACUGCACGUCACGGCAUUCAUGUAUACGCAACGUGACGAGGAUGUUUCGGCAGCCAUGAGAAAAGUGAUGCGUUCAAUUCUCGACAAGGCGCGUAUGACCGCCAGGAACCUGUCCCUUCCGAAUGGCAGUACUGCAGGUUGCCCUAUCUGCAAAACCGUCCAGAGGCUUCUCGAACAUCUGAAGAACAAAGCAUUGUCCAUCCAAGACGGCCACAAUGAGGAGGAAACAGCACUCGGCAUCCUCAGCAAAAUCGAAGAAGCGUACGAGAAGCAGGCGAACUCUCUAGGCACAUACUUCAGAUGGGGGGAAUGGUUUCCGGAACGUCACAAAUGCCUCAGUUGGACAGAGGAUCAGAUUCGCAUCGUGAAGCUAGCACUCACACGUGCAGUAAAACCCCUACGGAUGAGAAGGGCGUGGAAAGGACUUUUCAGUCGCAUGACGCGACAAUGGAUCGCGCGUAAAAGUGCCGAAAAAGCUGUUGCAGACGACCUGAUUGAAAGCAUCAGUGAAGCGGAUCUCUACGGCAUUGAUGGGUUCGACUUUCGUCUCGGACUACGAUACGCCUAUAAGCCAUUCAUCAGUGCUAACUUCAAGAAGGAAGCAGCAGAAUCAUGGGCUCACUCAGAGCAACAAAUAAUUAAUCGCGACGACAACACGCAGAUAACAACCGCGAACGCCGGUGUACAGGACGGUGUUGAGGCAAAAACUUCUUCCGAUGGUGCCGCUUCCUCGGUUGAUCCGAUGAAAAACAGUGGGAGCAUGUGA